AUGGGCCAGAUCCAGGAGGACCUGCGACAGAGUUUAACCGUGUGUUGGUUUCUAUGGAAACGGGUGACUGUGAGUCGUCCUCUCUCCCUGUGCAGGUUUGGGGAUACCCGGGGGUACGUGCUCUACCCGCAGAUCGGCGACCGGCUGGACCUGAUCUGCCCGGCGUCCGUCCCAGGGGACCCCCAUGCCCCCCCGGAGUACGAGUUCUACAAGCUGUACCUGGUGCGCACGCGUGAGCAAGCCGACAGGUGUGAGGUCACAGACGAGCCCAACCUGCUGCUCACCUGCGACAAGCCCCACAGCAACACGCGCUUCACCAUCAAGUUCCAGGAGUUCUCCCCGAACCUGUGGGGGCACGAGUUCCACACCCACAGAGACUACUACAUCAUCGCCACCUCAGACGGGACGCGGCAGGGUCUGGACAGCCGGAGGGGGGGGGCAUGCGUCACCCGCGGGAUGAAGGUGGUGCUUAAAGUGGGACAGAGUCCAGUGGGAAACGCCACACACCCAGGCUCAGUGGGCGGGGCUGAGGGCGGGGCCAGGCCGUUCUUCUCCAACAUGGUGCUGAUUGGGGGCGGAGUCGGGGGCGUGGCUUUUCUCCUGCUGGUGGGGGCCGUGGUGUGCGGGCUGUGCUACUGCUGCCGUCGCCCCAAACCCACCGCGUCUCGCCACCCCCCAAUCACCCUGUCCUCCCUCAGGGGGGGGGCUGCGGGUGGGGGGGCCGCCAUGGGGGGUGUGGGGGGCACCGCUGGAGGGGGGGCUGCGAGUGGGGGGGCUGUCGGCGGAGCCAGCAACAACUCCGGCUCUGAGCCCAGUGACAUCAUCUUCCCGCUGCGGACUUCUGACUCCGCCUACUGCCCGCACUACGAGAAGGUGAGCGGGGACUACGGGCACCCCGUCUACAUCGUGCAGGAGAUGCCCCCCCAAAACCCCGCCAACGUGUACUACAAAGUGUGAGAGAGGCCCUGCACCCACACAGCGUUUGUACAGUUACUGUGUAGCUACGUACAAGUGUGCGUGCGUGUGCAAAGUGCAUUCCUACACGUGUGUGUGUAUGUGUGCGUGCGUGUGCAAAGUGCAUCCCUACACGUGUGUGUGUGUGUGUGCGUGCGUGUGCAAAGUGCAUCCCUACACACAUGUGUGUGUAUGUGUGCGUGUGCACAAUGUGCAUACGUGUGUGUGUGCGUAUGUGCGUGUGUGCACUUUAAAACCAAGCAGACAUUAAAGUCAGUGAGCUCAGAUUGUUUGUCAAUCUCGAUAAACACUUACAGAUCAUAUAAAUACUUGUGCCAUGAAUCCACUUUUUUUCUUUUUUGUAUUUUGCGGUUGUGCUAUAUUAAUCUGUGUUCGUCAGGAUGUGUUUUUAUUUAGUUUGUUGUUUUUAGAAUUCUGCUGUUUGGUUUGUUUGCCCUUUUCUUUGUGAUUUAAUUUGAACUCUGGGCUUUCUGUUCGCUGCUCAGCUUGUUUAGUCUGGGGUUCGUACUCUGCUCUGUGAGACGAUGUGGAAGAUUUGACUCCAUGGUGGAGUUGUGGAUGAAGAAUAUAUUAAACUUACAGUAUUGCUAACAUGGGGGAUGUAAACAGAGAGGUGGGGGGGGGGGUUACCCUGGAGAACUUCUGUUUAUGCUUAUGAUCACAUCCAGAGAAACAGGAAUAUGUUAGAUGAUGAAAUCAAGGCCAGGCUAAAAAUGAAACACACACACACACACACACACAUUCACACACAGUUACACAACCACACACACACACACAUUCACUUGCAAUUCACAAAACCAUGCCAACACACAAAUUCACUAUUUGAGAAGUUGUCACCCUUGUGUUUUUACCCAUGAUGCAGUGCUCUUCCUUAGUCUCAGAGGGACUUGGUUCAGAAGGCAAGAGCAGAAACUCUGUGCUGCUUUCACACGCAGAAUGCACCAACAGCAGGGCAUGCUGGGAACAGCUGGGCCAGGGGUGAUUAUCAGUAAUCCCGUCUUAUUCUGUCAAAAUAAAAGCGACACAAAUUUA
Molecule: messenger RNA, 2007 nt
Organism: Anguilla rostrata (American eel)
Lineage: Eukaryota; Metazoa; Chordata; Actinopteri; Anguilliformes; Anguillidae
Product: ephrin-B3-like
Exons: 4
Coding region: 1-957 (318 amino acids)
Biological process (GO): ephrin receptor signaling pathway; axon guidance
Cellular component (GO): plasma membrane
Molecular function (GO): ephrin receptor binding
Source: RefSeq, a predicted model, not a curated record